CCACCCUGUUUCAUCCUGUCAUAAAACACAGGGGCCCAACUGUGGAGACCUUCUCCAGCAACAGCACCCAUCUCUCUCUCUCCAAUCCCAACCUGAGCGCGGCCACGGAAGUAGAGCUCCAAUUCACCUUAAGUCCGUUCUUCUGUCAGAAGGCAUUAACGACCACAAACACAAUGCGUCUCCUGAACGACACCGACUCCGUGGAUGAGGAGGACGUGGCAAGGGAUGAGAUUCUGGCCAAGGUGGAGAUCGCGCUGCUCAGUAUCAUCUUCGUCAGCGCGGCCAUCCUCAACACCGCCCUGCUGCUCGUCCUCUGGAGAGAGCGCAAACAGAUGUCCAGGAUGCGCGUCUUCGUCUUCCACCUGUGCCUGGCGGAUCUGGUGGUCGCUUUCUUCCAGGUGUGUCCGCAGCUCAUGUGGGACAUCACGGACAGAUUCGUUGGACCAGACCUGGUGUGCCGCCUGGUGAAGUACCUGCAAGUUCUCGGCAUGUUUUCAUCGACUUACAUGAUCGUGGUGAUGACAGUUGACAGAUACCAAGCCGUCUGCAACCCGAUGGUGAAGUUCCAGCGGACGCGCACAAGACUGAACGUCCCCGUGUGCAUCGCGUGGGGGGUUUCUCUGCUGGGCAGCUUGCCACAGGUUUUUAUUUUCUCACAGGUCGAGGUCGCACCCGGCGUGUUUGACUGCUGGGCUAAAUUUAUCCAGCCAUGGGGGCUGCAGACUUAUAUAACCUGGACCACGCUGGUCAUUUUUGUUUUACCUGUUAUUACAGUUGUUGUUUGUCAAGUGCGCAUCUGCCGAGCCAUCCAGAUCAACCUGUACCAAAAGAUCCAUCAGCAGGGCAGCGUGGGACUCCCUUUUCCAUCCAGAGCCAGCGGUGUGGCCGGAAUGUCCAAGGCCAGGGUGAAGACGCUGAAGAUGACAGUGGUCAUCGUGCUCGCUUAUAUUGUCUGCUGGACUCCCUUCUUCACUGUCCAGCUCUGGUCCGCCUGGGACGAACAUGCGCCAAAAGAAACUGCGACUUUUACCAUCCUGAUGUUGUUGGCUAGUCUGAACAGCUGCGCCAAUCCCUGCAUUUACCUUCUGUUCAGCGGUCAGUUCCCCAAGAGGCUGGUGACGCUCCUGUGCCAGCGGCAGUCCGACGGAAAGGACUCAAUGCAUGAGGAGGCGACGCUGGUCAGCACGUUGUACAUGAGCUUCAAAAAUGUAUCUGAGUCUAAAUGAAGACGACGCCUUAUGAUUUGGAAACGGGAACAGGCUGAUAGGGGGAAGCGUGCGAGGUCGGUGCGCCUCGUGAAGCUGCCUCUGAACUCGCUCUGCAUUUGAACGAUUGUUUCCUCUGAACGGGAGAUAUGGAGACCCGAUCGUAUCUGUCUGGGUCCCUGACAUAUGAAAACUUGGGGUUUCAUAGAAACAUUCACCAAAAGUGGUCGUGAGUGAGAACUGCGCUCCAGAUGUUGUUGGGUGUGGACUGUUGGAUCGAUGCUCUUUGGUAAAGGAUCAGUAAAGACUCUGCGAGCAGCUGGUGUCAUCACAAUGUUACUAUGACUGUGACAGUUUUGAUAUGUAAAUAUUCCUCACAUUUAGCUAAUAGAAGCUGGAUUUGGACUUUUUGCACUUUUGCCUUUACAGACAGAUUCAGUGUUUGGAUUUCAGAUAAAGCUGUUCAGGAUAAAGAGGAACUUCUUCUGUUGUUAUUUUGUGUCUGAAAUUAUGUUUGUGGGAUUUUGAGCAAAUUGCCAGUAGUUAUACUUUGAAAUUAGCACAGUCCUUUGAGUUGAGCUCAGAGACCUUGAGGUAAUAAGAUUUACUAUAUUAUUGUCCAAUGAGAAAGCUAUUGCAAAGAGUGAAAGCAAGGUUGUGUUUUAAGGAAUAUAACACAGAAGAAAUAUGAAAUGCAACAUGUGGCUGCCUCCAAACAAGCUGUUGUAACAUAACUGCAUUUAAUGAUGAUGUGAAAUACAGUUGUCACAACUAUAAAUGUUCUCUGUGGUGAAUAACUGAGUAACUAUAUUUGUGAAAUCUUGUUGUAACCGACUAUAGAAAAAA
Molecule: messenger RNA, 2051 nt
Organism: Morone saxatilis (striped sea-bass)
Lineage: Eukaryota; Metazoa; Chordata; Actinopteri; Moronidae
Product: vasopressin V2 receptor-like
Exons: 3
Coding region: 174-1226 (350 amino acids)
Biological process (GO): positive regulation of vasoconstriction; regulation of systemic arterial blood pressure by vasopressin; G protein-coupled receptor signaling pathway
Cellular component (GO): membrane
Molecular function (GO): peptide binding; vasopressin receptor activity
Source: RefSeq, a predicted model, not a curated record